AUGUUACGUUCGUUGUACGAUCUCUCUCUCAUCAAAUUUUAUAAGAAAUAUGUAAGCUUGCACACGUCUCGAGAGGAAGCUGAGGCGAGCUUAUUAGCUCUGCUGAAAACCGUGAGUGAAUCAGGAAAGGCUAAAGAAGCUACUUAUGCUAGAAAGCAUAUCGCGAAUUUCAGUGAUCUGACCAUUAACAAGAAGUGCGACCAAUAUUGGGAUGAUAGGGACGUAAAAAUGGCGAAGAGGCGAGCAGAGAAACGAGGAGCUAUUCAUGAUUAUCAUAUUCAAUACAAUGUGUAUCAAGAACACGACGUUCACAGUACAAGAAUCACAAAGUUGACGGGGGAAAAACGAAAAGAUGUCACAGACAAGGAUGAAACGUCUCACCAAAAGGUUGCAAAGAAAAAGAGUAAAAUUGACGAACUUUUCCAAGAUAUGAGAAAACGCAAUAUAUAUAUGUUAUGUGGACCGUUUAAAAAAUUGUCGGAACUGGAUGCGGAGGACCGGUUUGAAAAUAUUGUUCGUAACGCUACUAUUGAAAUUGAUUUUCCCAAAGAUAUCAAAGAAUAUCUUCACGAUUUGCUCAGUGGGGAUAUUAAGAGUGCAUUGUCAAAAGUAAAGGAGCCACUCAGUGAGGAUGCGCGACCAUUACUGUUAUGGACAAAUGAAGUUUGCCGGCACUUUAUUUUUUACUUCCAUUAUGGUGGUUUACAGAUAGACGGCGACGAAAAAACUUGGUCCAACCAAACGAUUUAUCGUAUUAUUGAUCUAUUUUCGGUUGGAGAAAUUACAAACGAAGCGCACAAAGAUAGAAUUUAUACCAUAAAUGUUAAUCAAAAACCGUCAAAUUCAAGGAGAGGUGAUAAGAAUGAUGCUGUCUUGUAUCAAGAUGAUAACGCUACAAUUGUAUAUGAACAAUCAUUCGGGCCUACAGAAUUUGAUUCAACUCAUUAUAUGGAAGAUAUAACGAAAUUAGCGCGUAACGGAGUAGAUGAUCUAAAUUAUCACUUCUUAAAUCCUCCGUAA
Messenger RNA from Acaulospora colombiana, 1020 nucleotides. NCBI's taxonomy places the organism in Eukaryota, Fungi, Glomeromycota, Glomeromycetes, Diversisporales, Acaulosporaceae. The record is from the annotation of a GenBank genome assembly.